Leptosomus discolor (cuckoo roller) is the source of this 2755-nucleotide messenger RNA. The record is from RefSeq and is a predicted model, not a curated record. Lineage: Eukaryota; Metazoa; Chordata; Aves; Leptosomiformes; Leptosomidae.
AUGGCUGCGUCCCCUGGAGGGAUCCCCACCGAGCUGCAAGAGGGCAUCACCGCCUUUCUGGGGACAAAGAAGGUCCUCCUGGUGAUGAGCAUCCAGCUGCAUGUGAAAUCGAAGUAUGAUGACUACAUCUUGGUGCUGACGCCCUGGCGAGCCUACGUGUUGCUGGUGAUGCUGCCGGUGAGGGUUCACAGCAGCUUCAGCUUUCUGGAGGUGAGGGAGAUGACGGUGCAAGAGCCUAGCUUGGUUGUCAUAGAAACGGAUGCAUCAUCUUACGCCUUCCGGUUCAUGUCCUUUGAUGAUCUGGAGCAAGUUGUCAUCCAUGUCACCAUGUCACUUAAGAAGGUCUUUCCAGACUCAUCCCCUGGGACGCUGCUCAAGAACUCCCCCCGCAACCUAUACGAGAGGAUCCGGCGGAUCACAGACUCGCUGGAGGAAAUGCUCCAGAGCAGCCCCGGGCCCUGUGGGGGGUUUUCAGAGACCUACGCUGCUUUAUGCGAUUACAACGGCUUUGCCUUCCGCGAGGAGAUCCAGUGGGAUGUAGAUAACAUCUACCACAGCCAAGAUUGCCGGGAGUUCAACCUGAUGGAUUUCAGCCACCUGGAGAGCCGAGAUGUGGCUCUGAGUGUUGCUGCCUUGUCCUUCAACCUGUGGUUCACCAAGCUCUCCUGCAAGGACUUCAGGCUGACCCAGGAGAUUUCGGAGCAGCUGCUCUACAUGCUCAGCAAAUCGGUGAAGCUGGAGGAGCUGGUGCUGGAAAACAGCGGGUUGAAAGCUGACUUUGUGCAGAGGAUGGCUCAGGCGCUCAGCAACCAUCCCGACUCUGUUCUGCACACCAUCAGCCUUGCUGGCAACCAGCUGGAAGACAGAGGGAUCGUUGCCUUCAGCCGGCAUGUGGAGAAGAGUCCCAAGGGUCUGCAGAGCCUCAGCUUGGCCAGGACGAUGCUCACUGCCAAAGGGAUGAGCACGUUAUGCAAGGCCCUCGUAGAUAACAGAGCAGUCGGAUCCUCCCUCUGGCACUUGGACCUCUCUGGAAACCCUGGCACUCUGGCUGGGAACGACAUCAGUAACCUGCAGACCCUCCUCCGCCAGUGCCACUCGCUUUCCCACCUUAUCCUGGCCGGCACGGACUGCCCUUUGGAUGCUCUCUUUGGAGCCCUGGUCCACAGAUGCCACAGCAGCCUCGUCCAUCUGGAUCUCUCUAAAAACGUGUACUCCCACAAGAGGGCAAAAACCAUCUCCCCUGACAUCAAGGAGUUUUUCAGCCAGGCCUGUGCCCUCAGGCACGUCUCCCUGGCGGGUACCAAGCUGCCAGCAGAUGCUGUAAGGGCAUUGCUGCAAGGGCUGGCAGACAACAAUCACAUCAGUGACCUGCGCCUGGACCUUAGCAACUGCGAGCUGAGAUCAGCGGGGGCCCAAGUUAUCCAGGAUCUCAUCCCCGAUGCCAGCUCCAUCAGUGACCUGGACUUGUCUGACAACGGCUUUGACCCUGAUAUGGUGACGCUGGUGCUCUCCAUUGGCAGAAGCAAGUCCAUUAGGCACGUGUCUCUGGGGAAAAACUUCAACAUCAAAUCCAAAGAGGGGCUGUUGGAUGUCCUGCACCGCAUCGUCCAGCUCACCCAGGAGGAUGACUGUCCUCUCCAGUCCCUGUCUGUGGCCGAAUCACGUCUCAAGCUGGGAACCAACGUCCUGCUGAGUGCCCUGGGCAGUAACACCAGCCUCAUCGCUCUGGACAUCAGUGGCAAUGCCAUGGGGGACACAGGGGCCAAGAUGCUAGCCAAGGCCCUGCAGAUCAACACGAAGCUCAGGACCGUGGUUUGGGACAGGAACAAUACAACCGCCCACGGCCUCCUGGAGGUGGCUCAGGCUUUGGAGAGGAAUUACACCCUCAAGUCAAUGCCCCUGCCGAUGAGCGACGUGGCGCAGGCGUACCGCAGCAACCCUGAGAAAACGGAGGAGGCGGUGCACAAGCUCCAGUCCUGCCUGACGAGGAACCAGCUGCGGCACACACUGCCCACGCAGACCUUCCGGCUGCAGCAGGGCAUCCUCACCACCUCUUCUGAACAGAUGGUGAAUGAGAUCUGCCUGAGCGUGCAGAAGCAUGUUGACAUCCUCAGCGCCUGCCCAGGCAAGGAGGUGGACGCGGACGUCCUCUGUGCGGAGGCGGCUAUCAGAAAUCCCAACCUCUCUGUCAGUAUCCUGCCCCUCUUAUACGAAGUGGGAAAUACCCCGUACCAGAACAGCAAGCUGCAGCACAAGCUGGAGUGUCUCACAGAAGAAGCGUCGCAGACCUGCGGCCAGGAAAUCCAGGCGAUCAUGCAGGCAGUGCUGGACACGGCGCACAGCCUCUGCCCAGACGUGGUGCAGAAGAGUGGGGUGAGGGACCAGCUGAUCAACGCCAUGUCCGAGAAGAUCUACCUCCAGGACCACCUCAACCUCAGCACCGUCCUGGACCAGAUGGUCACAGAUGUCUUCAGCAAGCUGAAUGAAAUCAAGCUGUCAGUCACAGCCGCUGUGGCCGACUGCAUUGUGGAUGCCGUGCUGGGAGACCUGACCAUCGCCCAGUGCAAACUGGCGGAGAGCCUCCCCAAGCAGGGGCUCGACCUCCCGGUGCUGCUGCAGGAGCCGGCUGAGGAUGAUGUCGCUGUGCUGGCGAGGGGCAGGAAUCCUCCGGACCUCACCACGGAGGAGUACAAGAUGGCCCUGCGGAGGAAAAACAAGCAUUUCAGGAGUGUUCGGCCCACGCCAACUGUGAGAA